Molecule: messenger RNA, 1215 nt
Organism: Dufourea novaeangliae
Lineage: Eukaryota; Metazoa; Arthropoda; Insecta; Hymenoptera; Halictidae
Product: tripartite motif-containing protein 45-like
Exons: 6
Coding region: 79-1215 (378 amino acids)
Molecular function (GO): zinc ion binding
Source: RefSeq, a predicted model, not a curated record
CGUUCGUCGACGAAAGUUUCCCUGCAUUCUAACUAGCAUAGAUUUCUCUGUAUCUCGUUUGACAGCAUUGCAGUGUUUAUGGAUUUUGUUAAAUGCUCCAAGUACCAAUCUAUAAAAAGUUGUUGCGGCGAGAGGGUGUCGAUGGAUAGCCAAAAAGAGAAUAACGAAUUUUACACUAAAGAUUGUACAUUCCUCGAGCAAAAAAAUAAAGUAGCAGAUACUCAGCCAGACGUUAGCAUUGAUUCUUCGGGUUUUGCGCAGAGCGUCCGCGAUGAUGAUUAUUCGAACAUACCCAUGUCUGGGAGUACAAAUAUGACAAACUCUAUGUACCAACCUCCUUCUGAAUUAUUUUGCAAUAUAGAAGAUCAACAAAGUAAUGACUAUAUACAAGAAGAAACAUUUUCUUCCCUUGAGACAGGGCAAGAUAAAGACUUCCAGUGUCCUAGAUGCAAUAAAAGAAUGCAGGAGCCGAGACUCCUCCCAUGUUUGCAUCCUAUAUGUUCACCAUGUAUUUCAGAACUAAUAAACAAACGUUCUUGUAAUUCCCCCCAAAACAUUAGAAUGGAUAGUACUCAGUCAGGAGAUCGAGAGAGUGAUUUCUAUGAAAUGUGUCCCUUAUGCGAUUUCAGACUACCAAACGGUAGUUCUCCAGUUCCUCCGCCGCAUUAUCUUCUUCAGCAUCGGUUAGUUAUGGAUGCUAUACGCUGCAGACUUGCAAACAGAGUUCUUUGCGAUGUCUGUACAGAUGAAGUUGUUGCGCUUGUUCAGUGUUCCACGUGUCUACGCAACUUCUGUUCAGACUGUGGAAUGGAACAUCGACAACAAGUCACUAUGGAACUUAAACCAUCGAAACAUGUGACAAGACCUCUUUGGGAAGCUACCAAACUGCGACGUACUGCACUGUGUCAACAGCAUCCUAGACACGCGUUGAGAUUUUACUGCAUUGCGUGCCAGCAGGUGACCUGUAAAGAAUGCAUGUGGAGUACACAACAUCGCGGACAUGCAAGUGAACAUGCAACCGGAGCUGGAAAAAGGGUUGUUUUUUAUUUAACAACAGUGUUGCAAAAAGGAAAGGCACUUUUAAAUAUGCUUCUGAGACAGUACCAUCGAAAUGCAUUUUUAAAUAGUACUUUUGAUGAAAUGAAAGGUAUUUUCAUUUCGAUGGACUACCGGUAUGUUACACUGCUUAGUACUGAGUGCUUGUUAAAGACUUAA